AUGGAUUCCUGUAACUAUAAACUCUGUCAUGAACAUGAUUUUGAUUCCAGAUCAUAUCUGGAGAAUUACUUUUCAGAUAGUCCUGAAAUGAUCUUUGCAGAGGAUUCCUUAGUAUUUCCCAUUGAAAAUCUAAAAAAAACAUUCACAGAGGGUCAUAUUAAAGGUGAUAUACUGAUUGACCUUAGUCUUGGUUCUGUAAUUCAUCAUCUAUAUUCAGCCUGUGAGUUUUUCAAUAACAUCAUAGUGCUGAAGGCCAGUAACAGAUGCAUCAUGGAGCUGAAAAGAUGGGCUGACACACGUACAGGGGCAUUUUACUGGGGCCAUGCCACAAAACUUCACGCAGACACAGAAGAAGUCAGUGAACCAUUGCAAGACAAAGAAGAAAAAGUGAGAUUGGCACUUCAACAUGUAGUUAAAUGUGAUUAUUCUAAAGAAAAUAUGACGGAUCCAAUAGUCUUACCACCUGCGGAUUGCAUCAUCAGUGUGUGGCUUUUAGAUGCUAUCAGCAGAGACCAAAAUGAUUACAUCACAUAUCUCAGGAGGUUCACAAAGUUACUGAAACCUGGCGGACGCCUCAUAUUAUUUGGGGAUUUAGAAAUAACAUAUUUUACAGUUGGGACAGAGAAGUUCCAUGCUUUCUGCUAUAAUGAGGAUUUUGUCAGGAAAGCUCUAGAGGGAGAAGGGUUUGUUAUUGAUUGCUGUAAGGUUAGGGAGAGGACAUCUGUGAGUGACCUACUUGACCAUAAGGGCGUCAUAUUUAUUGCCGCUCACAGGAAGAACUAG
Bufo bufo (common toad) is the source of this 783-nucleotide messenger RNA. Its product is annotated as nicotinamide N-methyltransferase-like. The transcript is spliced from 3 exons. The coding region runs from base 1 to 783 and encodes 260 amino acids. Lineage: Eukaryota; Metazoa; Chordata; Amphibia; Anura; Bufonidae. Gene Ontology annotation, molecular function: N-methyltransferase activity. The record is from RefSeq and is a predicted model, not a curated record. Gene Ontology annotation, cellular component: cytosol.